This is a messenger RNA of Bombus terrestris (buff-tailed bumblebee), 2951 nucleotides long. RefSeq lists its product as uncharacterized. Bases 381 to 2249 code for a protein of 622 amino acids. The record is from RefSeq and is a predicted model, not a curated record. The transcript is spliced from 10 exons. Gene Ontology annotation, molecular function: protein binding. NCBI's taxonomy places the organism in Eukaryota, Metazoa, Arthropoda, Insecta, Hymenoptera, Apidae.
UUUGGCCCAGUAUCCAAUUAACCCUUAUGCGAACAGAUUAGUUCGAAAAGUUGUUCGAUGGGAUUAACGGCGCCGCGGAUUAUCGUUCUUCUUGUACUUUCCAUACGCGAUCGACCACUACAAACGCGAUACUACUCUACGUUCGCCGAACUUUUUCCAAGAAGAUGUGCAAAUAUUUUUCACGGAGCUUAAUAGUGAAGACAAGGUAUACGGAGAGGGGCUCGAAUUUCAAACAACGAGAAGAUCUCCGUUGCUUAUAUCGUAAAUCGAUAAGUACGGAUGAACACAGCUUUCAAUACGGAGCAUCGUAGCGAGAUGUUACGUGGAAUCAAAGACCAUCGAUCGACUUGACGUACCUUCAUCGAUAACCUGCUUUUACGAUGCAGCCUAUAACGACGAUGACAAAGAACGAAGGAAACAGAUCGCCAACGAACAACGCGACUUACUCUGCAAGAGUCUGCCUAUCCAGUGGAAUGAAUUGCAUGGUCGGAGACACUAUGUUUCAUCGUAUAUCCAAUAUAGGACGGAACGUCAAUCAGGGCAAUACCUGUCCUGUGAACAACUACAGCAUCGUCGCAUCUAGAGGAGAGCUCGCUCGAAAUAACUAUGCGGUGAGAGAGACAUCGUCGGCGCAGUGCAUCGUUGUCAAGAGGAACAAGACGGCCGUGAAUGUGGGUAGCGAAACUCGCCCCAAAGUUCGGGACGACUUGCUCAAAGAACAGUCCUCGGGCAAACAGUUGACCAAGGAUAUCGCAGGAUCCACGGACUUUGGCAAGUCUCAGCGGCCUAUUCGCAAAUCCUUUUCCGUUCCGGACUAUCUCAGAGAAGGUUUUCCAGCGACGCGGCAAAUUGAUCGGAGGGGAACCGAGGAGAGCAUUUUGAAAAGAUCUUCCACUUUCCUGUCGAAUCUCGCCCAUUCUGCGAAUAAAUUUAGAGAGAGAAAGCUAAGCGGAAACUAUCCCGAAGAGCGCACACUUUGUCCAAAUAAUCAUUGCACCGAGAAAAGCUGUUCGGCCAAGCAUCCAACUCUGAGGGGAUACUUUUCGAUUUUAAGUAGAGUCGCCAACGAUCUCGAUCCUUUCGAACAUUCGUCAGCAGUUCAAACGUUGCCGGUGGAACGGAGGAAGAAAGGCGGCGCGCGCGUCAAGAAAUCGGUGUCCUUCAGUUCGGAUACGAGUUUCGAAGAGAAACGCGAACCUUACAAAAGAGCCGCCAUACACGAGGCUAAGGUCUAUCACAAGGGUGUUCUGCAAGAUCGUAGCGUGGCCGAGGCGAACAUCGUCAGAAAAGUGCCGUCCUCGUGGGAAGUAACGUCCGAGGGCGCAUCGGCCCUUCUCAGGGCAGCCAGAGAUGCCGACGACGCAGCCCUCGAUGAAAUCGCUGCCCAUGUACGAAAAUUUGGAUUCGGUGACAUGGACGUCAAUAUGACUGAUAGCAGCGGCAGGACUGCCAUCAGCUACAUGGCGGGAAACGGUGCCGCGACGAUGUUAGAGCUAGCUCUGUCGUACGAAAGGGUGGAUCCGAAUACUCCGGACAACGAGGGCAACACGCCUCUACAUUUUGCCGCGCAGGCCGGGCAAACGGAAUGUUUGAACAUACUGCUGCAGAGGUGUCCGGACAUCGAAGUGGACGCGAGGAACGCAUCGGGCUUUACCCCGUUGAUGAAGGCAGCGCUUCAAGGAAGAACCAAAUGCGCCAAAAUUCUCUUAUUCGCCGGUGCGAAUCCGACAUUGAGAGACCAAGGGAGAGGAUUGAGAGCGGAACAGUGGGCCAGAUUUUGUGGAAGGUACGUGUGCGCCGAAGUAAUCGAGAGGUUCGCGAGACAUCGGCUCCUGGAGAGGUCAACUUCUUGUCGGUGGGGUAGUGAACCCGAACUGGCAGCGAAAGUACUCCAAGGGAAGGUGAUGCCCAUUCCGACCGCACCCCUGUCGCCACCAUCUUCGGGAUUCAAGUCGAAGAUAAGAAAAGUUUUCCGCACGACAUCCGGCCCAGACCGAAGUUUUUCGUUGGUCUCGCAAUUAACUAGCGCCGCCCUUUGCGCAAGUAGUCCAGCUCUACCAAAAUCCAGCCAAGUUCCACCUGUGGUUAAAAGUCUCCUUCGACCUUUAAGCGUUCCACAGUUAAGGGUGACCCUAGUUUCGCCGCAAGAUAUUCUUGAACAAUCAAAGGACAAGUAUGGGCCCAAUUUUACAGAAAAGAUCGAGAAUAUAGUAGGAAAGCCUUCGCGAUCGAAGAACAAAAACAAAUAGAUCUGUAAAUCUCGUUUGCCAAUCAUUUUGCGGAUAAAGAUCGCGGGCGUCUUCCCUCCUCGAAAAAAAUACAUUUUAUUGUAUUUUAGAUCGUCGUACAUCAAUAGGAUCUUCGAUCUUUUUCCACUCAUCCACUGGCUACAGUUCCUAUCGAUCAACGCUCAUUCUAAUUCUAAUACUAUCUAUACUGUUAAAAUCUUACAUGACAUUCUCGUUUCUAUUAGACCAAAAUACAAAGUGCAACUUUUUCACCUUGUAAACUUGUUUAUAGAAACCGUAUUGUGGAAAAGGGAUUGCUACCUUUUGUAGAUUAUACGUAUACAUAUAUAUCUUUCUUCUUACGUUACUUUCAACUUAUUUUUGGCUUACGAUCUGGGUAAACGUUACCAGAGUUUGGGAACAUGUACGGAUAGAUCAAUUUUUUUUUAACUGACUGUCACGAACAUCAAAAGAUCAACAAGAAUUAUGUACACUUAUUCGUCGAAUCGAUUAGAUAAUUUUUAAAUAAUCUUAAAUAAUCUUCUAUAUAGAGAGAAAGAGAGAGAGAGAGAGAGAGCGAUGGAAAGAUUCAUUUUACGGUUUUUGAAUUUAUAAGAUAUAAACGUAUCGUAAAGCACAAAGUGACAUUUUUUUAAUUACGCGAUGAUCGCCGAAAAAAUUUAUAAAUAAAUAUAUUGAAUAAAAAGAUUCGUAUCAUUUGUA